GCGACUUGCCGUUUAACGUUUAUCAUCUACUUCAUUUAUUGUCCAACCCAUAUUCAAUAUCACAUACAGGUCUUCAGAACUUCCUUUACCUGCUGCUGAUGCUGCAGGCUGUGGCUAUAUUCUGCUAGGGCACAUUUUGCAUUCGAACCGCUUCCGGCGAGCAUAGAUACCUUCUCUGUUGCUGCCGGUUCUUUAUCUCUUUAUCUAUUCUUCUUGUUAACAUCAGCUGCGGGCAGUUCCUCAUACCCCAAUCAUGCCUCCCAAGUCUGCCGCGAGGAGCAAGGCAGCCGUCGACGACGAGCUUGGCGAGCUCUUUGAGGGGAUUGGCGUCGAUAACGCCCCAAAGAAGACCACCACCAAGGCCAAGCCUGCCGCGGCUGGUUCCAGGGCCAGCGCUGACAUCGACGACGUCUUCGCCGAGCUCCAGAACCAGAUUGAUGAGAAGCCCAAGACCGCUUCCAGACCAGAGACCCCUCGCGUCAAGGAGACUGGUACAAAGCGGCCCACUGGGGCUCCUCCUGCCGCCGCAGCUGAGAAGCCCGACGACAAGACCAUCGCAACGCCCGCCCGCAAGUCGGCCGAGGGCGCGCCAUCAUCUCAACCGACGACCGUUCCUACCACCGCUAGCACCGAAAUAGAUGAACCUGCAGCAUCUGCACCUGAACCCGCUGCAGCAUCUGGCGGAGGAUGGUGGGGUGGUUUCAUUGCCAGCGCCAGCGCCACCGCCGCCGCUGCCGUGAAGCAAGCCGAGACGGCGGCCCGCCAGCUGCAGCAGAGCGAAGAGGCAAAGAAGUGGGCGGAACAGGUACGAGGCAACGUCGGCGCUAUUCGUGGAUUUGUUGGCGAGGAGAUUCGCCAUCGCGCCCUGCCGACCUUUAGCGACCUCAUACAUACGCUCGCGCCGCCCAUUGCCUCGCACGAACGUCUCGCGAUCCACAUUACGCACGACCUUGUCGGGUACCCGUCCCUCGACCCGCUCGUAUACGGCGUCUUCUCCCGCGUCAUGGCACAGGUGGAGGGCGGCGACCUGAUGGUGAUCCAGCGUGGCCAGGAAAACACGGUCCGGCCGUCUCGGUCGUCCUCUUCAGCCUCGGCCGCCUUCUUCUCGGCCGGCCAGUCGGUCUACGGUUGGCGCGAUGGGCCAUGGUGGCGCGCCUCGGACAUGCCGAGGGAUAUGGGCACGAUCAAGGGUCUUGCCGAGGGCACCAAACUGUGCCGCGCCAGCGCUGAGGCUUACGCUUCCGAAUACUUUGCCGCCAAGGGCGGGAUCGACCUCGCCCGCCAGCGUGCCAUCGAGCCCGUCUCUGACGACAACCCGGUGCGCAGCUCUGACUUGUUCCUGGCGCUGCAGGCGGUCAAGGUUGACGCGAGCAAAGACUUGUUUGCUGGAUCUCCCGCCGCCGAGGCGAAGGCAGCCGAGGCUGGCGAUGCUUCCGACUCACACGACGAUGGCAGGGGAGGCGAGGAGAUUGUAUUCGCCGUCUUUGUGCUCGACCCCGUCCACGACAUCUCCUUCAGCACUGUCAGCCAGGCCGUGCCUGAGCAGUGGGUCCGCUGGCUUGACGCCUCGACGCCGCUAACUCCGACCAGCAGUGGUGGUGACGAGCUCAGCAGCGGCGGUGCCUCUGCUCCAGACAGCGAGCAGGGCUUCUUGGAGCGGGUGCCCGAGGAGAUCCGCGACGUGGUCGAAAGCGGAGGCGUUGACCCGCGCGAAUGGGUCGCCGAGUGGAUCGAGGAGCUUCUUAACCUAGCCGUCGGUGUUGUCGCACAGCGCUACGUCGCACGCCGUAUGGGCGUUGGCAUUGGAGGUAUCGGCAAGAGCAAGAGGAAUGUACAGGCCGUAGUUGUGGACGGUGGCGGCGAGGCUGCUCGGGCAGGUCUUAUUUGAUCAGGUUUAAUUGUCUGCAUGUUGUUCAUUCAUAGUCCUUUCUCCGGUUCGCUCGCGGCGUUUGGAUUCUCGCAAUUGGCUUGUGGUUUGAAGCAAGUUUGGACAGCUGUUCUUGAUGCCCAGGAUACAAGACAGACUUGGCGGGGGACUCGUUUUCAAUUCCGCUCACAACAAUUUUAUCAUGCUUGGGUGUUCAUAUAUGCGCAGCUUUUUGGCUUCCUUCGAGAUCUCUACCCCAGCUCAUUUGAACAGAGUAUUAACAGUCGUAAUGCUGUUUGUGGGUCUAUCUACCCACAGAGCUGCUAAUGUAUGCCAGAAUGCACCUAACUGCAGGUGAAUUCGCAUAUGAUGCUGGUUUGAUUUGGGUUAGCCCUUGGCAGGACAACAGCACGCUUCUCAAGCUGCACAUGUUAGGGUAAGCAGGAUUAGCACAAUCAUCAAGGUGUACAUGUUAGGUUUUGUGGUUUGCCACAAGUAUAAAUAACCACCGGAAUCCGGUCCUCUUUGAUUUCAAGC
This is a messenger RNA of Pyricularia grisea, 2404 nucleotides long. RefSeq lists its product as uncharacterized. Lineage: Eukaryota; Fungi; Ascomycota; Sordariomycetes; Magnaporthales; Pyriculariaceae. The coding region runs from base 254 to 1888 and encodes 544 amino acids. The record is from RefSeq and is a predicted model, not a curated record. The transcript has 2 exons.